CAAGCCCAUGAGGUCCAAGUCCAUGUCCAGGAGGUGGAGGGAGGAGCCAACACGUGGGGAUCCACAACAUCAGGCGCCCCGCAGCUGCACAUGCGCACACGUACCACCGCUGCCACUUCCGCCCCGCUGGUGACGCACCGCGCGGCCCGGGAACCAUCUGACUUCCGCCCGCCGCCCGGAAGUGGAGCUUCCCGGGCCAUGGACGUCGCCGAGCUGCGGAGCGGCGGCUCAGUGCUGAGCACCGUGGCCGAGGUGGUGGAGCAGAUCCUCUUCUGCCUGCCCACCAAGUCGCUGCAGAGAAGCGCCAGUGUGUGCAGGCUGUGGAGUGACUGUGCGCGAAGGGUCUUGAGGAGGCACCGAAGACUGUCGUGGAUCACGACCAAAGGCCAUGCCUACGCAGACGGGGAACAUGGACAACACUUUCUGGUGAAUAAAAUGAUCGAGGAACUGGAGGAGGUAUAUGUACUGCCCGAGACAGUACUCUACAUGGCUGGCACUGAUACUUUCUGCGUACAGAGUUCCAGUAGAUGGAGGAAAGAGCGAAGAGAUGAGUCUGCAAUGAAAAGUAAAGAUGCAGAAGUGGCCACAAAGUUUGAGAAACUUCUGCCAAUGAAUUGUAAAUUAUUAGGAAUCAGUUGCCCUGGGAUUGUCUAUACUCCUAUGGGCAAUGGCAAGCAGAGACCUCUCGAGGUGGAAGAUGGAAUUGCAGGAUUUGCUCUGCUCCUGCCCAAAAUUGAAGGGGUGACGAUUAGAUGCUUUCACCUGUCAAACAAAGAUUUGAAGAAUAACACUUUCGAUCAAAGAAAACUCCAAGCAGCAGGUCUUCUUGAUAACCCAGACCUACGCACAGUCCUCCUGUUUGGAUACAAUACUUACAAGCCUCCGGCAGUUGACUUCAUUCAGCGACUCACCAAGCCUAUCAACGGGAGGAACACCAUCGUAGUAGGAGGUUAUGGUGACCGAGUCUUUUCACCCAGUUCUGAAAGUAUUGAUGCCCGUCACAUGUACGGCACAGUGGGUCUGUCGUUCAGUGGCAAGCCAAUCCAAGCAGCAUCUAUUCUCCUUGACGAAGAUGUGGUGACGCCGGAGAGCGUCGAAACUGCGAUGAAACGCCUCAAGGCGGCCAACAUUCCCGAGCACAAUACGGUGGGCUUCAUGUGCGCCUGCAUCGGCCGGGGUCAGAACUACUAUUCCAUGAUGGAGAACGUGGAAGCAGACGCCUUCAGGAAGCAAUUCCCAAACAUUCCCCUCUUCGGCUUUUUUGGUAACGGAGAAAUUGGCUGCGAUCGUAUCGUGACUGACAACUUCUCACUGAGGGAAUGCAGCUCCUCUCUGGAAUACGAUGAGUUAAUUCAUAGUUACACUACAGUCAUGGUGCUUCUUCACCUCGGGCCACUUAAAUAAUUGAUGCCUUCACGAAGGAUUGGUGAUUGCCCAAGAACACAAGCAAAUUCAUGGUCACUCUUUAUCCCUCAAAUAUUCCCGUGGCAGUGACUUCCAUAGCUCAGACCAAGAACAUCUCCAAAGUUGGCCUCUCGUGUAAUCGUUUAGUAAUCUCUAAAAAAAAUCUGUUAAAACAUUGAGUUCCUCAACUCGACUUUCUCAAUUCAAUCAAUUGUACAGUUUUUGGUGAUUUUUGUUUGUCAUCGUUAUUACAAUAAAUGUUAGGCUAAUCAUGGUUAAAU
This is a messenger RNA of Amblyraja radiata (thorny skate), 1685 nucleotides long. It is a transcript of the gene fbxo22, whose product is annotated as F-box protein 22. The transcript is spliced from 7 exons. Gene Ontology annotation, molecular function: protein binding. Gene Ontology annotation, biological process: regulation of skeletal muscle fiber development; positive regulation of proteasomal ubiquitin-dependent protein catabolic process; protein polyubiquitination. The coding region runs from base 91 to 1404 and encodes 437 amino acids. The record is from RefSeq and is a predicted model, not a curated record. Lineage: Eukaryota; Metazoa; Chordata; Chondrichthyes; Rajiformes; Rajidae.